This is a messenger RNA of Darwinula stevensoni, 591 nucleotides long. NCBI's taxonomy places the organism in Eukaryota, Metazoa, Arthropoda, Ostracoda, Podocopida, Darwinulidae. The record is from the annotation of a GenBank genome assembly.
AUGUAUGGAAAACUUCAGGGCGGUUUCUGCCUGGAAAUACCAGUGGGAUUCAUCGGCUACUUCUCGCUCGGCAUCGAAUUUCAAGGAGAGGGAUCAGAGGGGAUCGGAAUAUGCAAUGCAUCCAUACAGUCCAUCGGCUAUGCAUUCCCGUGUCUUGGUCGACACCUCAAACCGCCUACUUAUAAGAAGGAUUCCCUUCUCGUACACACAAAGGCAGAGUUUGAGCUGGGACUCGUGGCCAACACUCGAGAUGUGGACGCCCCACCCCCGCCUCCCUCGCCAUGCGGCGCGGACGGCGUGGAAUUCGUCGUGAAUGGAUUUUCAUUGGCUGGACCAUCGCUGACGGAUGCGAAGCUCAGUGUUUCUCUCCGAUACGGAAACGAGUCUACGGUUGAAGAGAAGAACGUCACGAGUGAACAGGUCGAAACUACGACACAAACCCAACCACCUUCUUUCAAUCAAUCCAUUCAAGACUUAAAGAAAAAGGAACGUGAGAUCAAGAAGAAUUUCACCGUUCCGCUAAUCCCCCCUGGUAUCUCUUCCGAAAACUUGACCCUCCGUCUGCAAAGCGAGCGUCUCCGCAGUUUCGAA